AUGCCACGCCUUUCCUUUAUAACUGGCGGAAAAAAGCCAAAACAGAUAUUACGUACAGGGACGUUUAAAAAGCCUCGGAGGCUUCAAAGUCAGGACUACCAGAUUUUAUUGGAGAGGUGUUUAAAAACGAACAAGCUUUUUGUAGAUGACGCCUUUCCAGCUGAACUGAGCUCCAUUGGCACCGGAAAUCUUCUCCAGAAACUCCCGUCAGGUGUAGAAUGGAAACGACCACAGGAACUGGUAAAGAACCCUGAGUUUUUUACAGAAAAUGCCAGCCGGGUUGAUUUGCACCAAGGGCUUACAGAAAAUUGUUGGUUUCUUGCUGCACUUGCAUCAUUGACCUUCCACCAGGAUAUUCUGGCCAAUGUUGUACCGAAAAACCAGAGCUUUGAGAAGAAUUACGCUGGAAUCUUUCACUUUCGUUUCUGGCGUUUUGGGGAGUGGGUCGAUGUUGUGGUAGAUGAUCGUCUGCCUGUGAAUGCCGAGGGGAAACUCCUUUUUGUGUCAUCCAUAAGGAAGAAUUCCUUUUGGGGAGCCCUUCUUGAGAAAGCAUAUGCCAAGCUCUGCGGCUCAUAUGAAGAUAUGCAGAUUGGCCAAGUGGCUGAAGCUCUGGUAGAUUUCACCGGCGGUGUAAACAUGACCAUCAAGCUAGCAGAAGCGCCACCAGACCUGUGGCAAAUCAUGAUACGAGCAGCGUACAGUGGGUCAUUGAUGGGAUGUCAGACACGAUCAGGACCUGAACGGGUAUUGGAUAAUGGACUUGUGGCAGGACAUGCAUACACUGUGACUGGGAUCAGGAGGGUAACCUGCAAAUCUGGAACAGAGAACUUAAUUAGACUGAGGAAUCCCUGGGGGAAGAUUGAAUGGAAAGGAAACUGGAGUGACAGCUCCUCAAAGUGGGAUCAACUCAACUUCAAAGAGAGACUUUUGAUACGAAAAACUAGAGAAGAUGGUGAAUUUUGGAUGUCCAUUGAAGACUUCGAAGCGCACUUUGUUGAGUUGGUGAUUUGCAAGUUGACGCCAGAUCUGAUGAGUCAUGAAAACGGCAAACAGUGGAUGCUGUCAAUGCAAAGCGGCAAGUGGACUUCAGGAGGCACCGCAGGCGGGAGAAUGACAUAUACGGAUACGUACUGGAAAAAUCCCCAGUAUCGUCUGAAGAUUUUAAAAGGAGAUGAUAUGGAAAAGUGCACAAAUACAUGCAAUGUGCUGGUGUCACUUCUUCAGAAACAAAACCACCGGCACAGAAAUCAGUCGCCUCCUCUGUACAUCGGUCUCUCCAUUUUUAUGGUGCCAUUUGAGUACCAAAGUGUAAGAAGACAGUUACCACAGUCGUUCUUCAUGAACAACCGCCCUGUCAACAACAAAUGCGUCUUUAUCAACGAGCGAGAGGUGACUCAGGAUUUCCACCUGUUGCCUGGGUCUUAUGUUAUUGUUCCAUCUACUGCCGAGCCUGACCAAGAAUGCGAGUUCAUUCUCAGAGUGUUUUCCAGAAAGCAUUUACUAGAGGAGCAGAAAGAGGGUCCCAACAUUGUCAUCUGCUGUAAGAAAAUUUCUGAAAAACAGGAUGACAAAAUCUGGGAUAAUAUCAUCAUCAGAUACUUUGAAAAACAUCCAGUAGUCAAUGUUUCUCAGUUACAGAUGCUUUUGAAUAAAGUGAAUUGGACAAGUGCAAAGCAAGCUCCAGGAAAAUUCAGUCUGGAUGCGUGUAAAGUUAUUAUGGCGCAGUUAGAUGUGAAUACUUCUGGAACAUUAAGUAUACAAGAGUUUAGAGGUCUGUGGACGCGACUUAUUUCUUAUCAGGAGAUUUUCCAACGGAGAGACAUUGAUAGAUCAGGGUACAUGAAAUUAACUGACCUACAAACUGCUGUACAAGAAAAAGGGAUUACAUUAAAUCAUCAAUUCUACAACCUAAUGGCUAUGAGAUAUGGCAACUCAGACCUGAAAAUCAAUUUCGCGAAUUUUGUCUGCCUCAUGCUGAGAAUGGAAAUCAAUGGAGAGGUGUUCCGCAACCUAAGUCAAGAUGGAAAAGGAAUUUAUCUUCAAGAGGCCGAGUGGAUGUUGCUGACUCUAUACUCAUGA
Messenger RNA from Bombina bombina (fire-bellied toad), 2079 nucleotides. RefSeq names its product calpain-14-like. NCBI's taxonomy places the organism in Eukaryota, Metazoa, Chordata, Amphibia, Anura, Bombinatoridae. The coding region runs from base 1 to 2079 and encodes 692 amino acids. The record is from RefSeq and is a predicted model, not a curated record. Gene Ontology annotation, biological process: proteolysis. Gene Ontology annotation, cellular component: cytoplasm. The transcript is spliced from 21 exons. Gene Ontology annotation, molecular function: calcium ion binding; calcium-dependent cysteine-type endopeptidase activity.